AUGUUUGAUGCUGUUUCAGGUGAGCGGCCUUUCCACUGUAACCAGUGUGGUGCCUCAUUCACCCAGAAGGGGAACCUCUUACGGCACAUUAAACUGCACUCGGGUGAGAAGCCUUUCAAGUGCCCAUUCUCUGUAACUACGCUUGCCGUCGGCGAGAUGCUUUAA
Molecule: messenger RNA, 165 nt
Organism: Staurois parvus
Lineage: Eukaryota; Metazoa; Chordata; Amphibia; Anura; Ranidae
Source: the annotation of a GenBank genome assembly